Periophthalmus magnuspinnatus is the source of this 5243-nucleotide messenger RNA. It is a transcript of the gene grik3, whose product is annotated as glutamate ionotropic receptor kainate type subunit 3. The record is from RefSeq and is a predicted model, not a curated record. Gene Ontology annotation, biological process: synaptic transmission, glutamatergic; monoatomic ion transport; modulation of chemical synaptic transmission. Gene Ontology annotation, cellular component: postsynaptic membrane; presynaptic membrane; kainate selective glutamate receptor complex. Lineage: Eukaryota; Metazoa; Chordata; Actinopteri; Gobiiformes; Gobiidae. The transcript has 16 exons. The coding region runs from base 1 to 2877 and encodes 958 amino acids. Gene Ontology annotation, molecular function: transmitter-gated monoatomic ion channel activity involved in regulation of postsynaptic membrane potential; kainate selective glutamate receptor activity.
AUGAACAUGCAGACCUCAGUGUGGUGGGGCAUCAUCUUGCUGGAAAAUGAUGGGGGAAUCUUUGAACAGACGGACGGCCCGGUGUCACUUGUGAGCGCGGAGGAGCUUGCCUUUAAAUUUGCUGUCAAUAACAUCAACAGAAAUAGGACUUUGUUGCCAAACACAACGCUAACAUACGACAUACAGAGGAUUAAUAUCUACGACAGUUUUGAGGCAUCGAGAAAAGCUUGUGACCAGCUAUCUUUAGGUGUGGUAGCCAUUUUCGGGCCUUCUCACAGCUCCUCGUCCAACGCAGUGCAGUCCAUCUGUAACGCGCUGGAGGUGCCUCAUAUCCAAGUGCGGUGGAAACAUCACCCCAUGGACAACAGGGACACUUUCUAUGCCAACCUGUACCCAGACUACUCCUCUCUGAGCUACGCCAUCCUGGACCUGGUGCAGUUCCUCAAGUGGAAGACGGCCACGGUCGUGUACGACGACAGCACGGGCCUAAUCCGUCUGCAGGAACUGAUCAUGGCCCCAUCGCGGUACAACAUCAGACUAAAAAUCCGGCAGCUCCCCGUGGACUCUCAGGAUGUACGGCCUCUGCUCAAAGAGAUGAAGAGGAGCAGGGAGUUCCGCAUCAUCUUCGACUGCAGUCACCACAUGGCGGCGCAGAUCCUCAAACAGGCGCAGACCAUGGGGAUGAUGACGGAGUACUACCACUACAUCUUCACCACUCUGGACCUUAUGGCCAUCGACCUGGAGCCGUAUCGUUUCUGUGGAGUCAACAUGACCGGUUUUCGUAUCCUGAACACAGACAAUCCCCAGGUAGCUUCCAUCGUGGAGAAAUGGUCCAUGGAAAGACAGAUUCCACCCAAACCAGACUCAGGGCUGUUGGAGGGCAUCAUGACGACAGACGCAGCUCUGACGUACGACGCGGUCCACAUUGUAUCGGUGUCGUACCAGCACGCGCCCCAGAUGACCGUCAACUCGCUGCAGUGUCACCGCCACAAGCCCUGGAGGUUCGGAGGGCGAUUUAUGAGCUUCAUCAAAGAGUCGCAUUGGGACGGGCUGACCGGGAGGCUGUCAUUCAACAAGACCACAGGCCUACGCACUGACUUUGACCUGGACAUCGUGAGCCUGAAGGAGGAUGGGCUUGAGAAGGUGGGCAAGUGGAGUGCAUCGGGUGGGCUCAACAUCACCGAAGUGCCCAAGCGUAAGGGGAUGAACAUUACCGACUCGCUGGCCAAUCGCUCCCUCAUCAUUACCACCAUCUUGGAGGAGCCAUAUGUCAUGCUUAAGAAGUCUGACAAGGCGCUGGUGGGGAACGACCGCUUCGAAGGAUUCUGCAUCGACUUGCUGAAAGAACUGGCCACCAUCCUUGGCUUCACCUACGAGAUCCGUCUGGUGCCCGACGGGAAGUACGGCAUUCCGGACGAUAAGGGCCAGUGGAACGGAAUGAUCAGGGAACUCAUAGAACAUAGAGCAGACUUGGCCGUAGCUCCCCUCACCAUCACCUACAUGCGUGAAAAGGUCAUCGACUUUUCCAAACCUUUCCUGAACAUGGGCAUCAGCAUCCUGUACCGCAAACCUAACUCCACCAACAGCGGCUUCUUCUCCUUCCUCAACCCCAUGACGCCCGAUAUCUGGGUCUACAUCCUGCUAGCAUACUUUGGCGUUAGCUGUGUCCUGUUUGUCAUUGCCCGCUUCAGCCCUUACGAGUGGUACGACGCUCAUCCCUGUAAUCCUGGAUCUGAUGUGGUGGAGAACAACUUCACCCUGCUCAACAGCUUCUGGUUCGGAGUGGGUUCCUUAAUGCAACAAGGCUCAGAGCUGAUGCCCAAAGCCCUGUCCACGCGGAUCAUUGGUGGGAUCUGGUGGUUCUUCACCCUCAUCAUCAUCUCGUCCUACACAGCCAACCUGGCCGCCUUCCUCACGGUGGAGCGGAUGGACUCCCCCCUGGACUCAGCCGACGACAUCGCCAAGCAGACCAAGAUCGAGUACGGAGUGGUCAAAGAUGGGGCCACCAUGUCUUUCUUCAAGAAAUCUAAGGUCUCCACGUUUGAGAAGAUGUGGGCCUUCAUGAGCAGCAAGCCCAGCACGUCCCUGGUGAAGUCUAUCGAGGACGGCGUGCAGAGGGUGCUUAAGUCCGACUACGCCCUCAUCAUGGAGUCGACCACCAUCGAUUACAUCACCCGCCGGAACUGUAACCUCACCCAGGUGGGAGGGCUCUUCGACAGCAAAGGCUACGGCAUCGGCACCCCGCUUGGCUCGCCUUACCGGGACAAAAUCUCCAUAGCAAUUCUCAACAUCUUAGAGGACGGCCGCCUGCACAUGCUGAAGGAGAAAUGGUGGAGUGGGAGCAGCUGUCUGGAUGAGGAGCGGAGAGAGACGGGCCCCAUGGGGAUCCAGAACCUGGGUGGGAUCUUCAUAGUGCUGGCGUCGGGGCUGGUGCUGUCCGUGUUUGUGGCCAUCGCCGAAUUUAUCUACAAGCUGAGGAAGACAGCGGAGCGCGAGCAGGUCUUUGUGCAGCGCCAUGGUGGACGAGAUCAGACUGUCGUUCACCUGCGAGAGGCGUCUGAAGCACCGCCCCCCGGCUCCGCCCCCCCCUCCCGUGAUGAAGAGCGACGCAGUGAUCAACAUGCACGCCUACAACCAUCGUCGCCUCCCGGGAAAGGACAGCUUGAGCUUGGGCACUGGGAUGACUCCGGUUUUUCCAUGACACUGCGCUCCUGUUCCCAAACCAAGAGCCUUCUGAGCAAUGUGUCGGGAGGCCUGCCGGAAGCGCGGGACAAUGGCAUCGACGGCAUCACCAGAUUCUCCAUCAACCACAGUGACAUAGGGACACUAACCAAGCACGGCACGCUCAAAAUGGCAGCCUCAGCCACGCAGGUAUGACAUUGUUCACCACUGAACUCAGAAAAACUGAUAAAGGGAAAAGACUUCAAGACACAAGCCUGGUGAGUGUAAGCAAGGGGAAAUAACAUGGAGCGAGAACUGGAAGAAAUGGCAAUAAUGGACAGAAAUCAUAAAAUGUAUGGAGCAGCAACUUUAAGGAUUCGCCAAUACUGUUUUUCUUGUCAAUAUACUCCAAAAUGGCCUUUGACAGCUAAAAUGUUACCUCAAAAGUCUUGUCUAUGGGCACUGAAUGGAUCACAGGGACAUGGUGAUGUGCAGUAGUGUUAAAGGAGAAAACCAAUGGUAAUAGACUCAUAAUAAGUUAUAAAACAUGUACUAGGCCAAUCACCCAACACCAUGGGUCAUUUCAUCAGAAAACAUUAUGUGAAUCAUAUUCAUUCAUGUUCAAGCCAUGUUCAGUUAUUGCAAAAGAUCAAAAUAUUCAACAGAAUAUCAUAAAGAAGUUCCAGUGUCAGGACAGUUAAUUUAUCUAAUGAGAAAUUAAUUGGAGUUCAAUUAUUAACCAAAAGGCCUUAGGACAGCACAUUAUUAGACAUUUGUAAUUAGCAGAACUAACAAAAUAACUAUUGUAGUGACAUAAACAUGCCAUGAUUUGUCCUGAAACCUGAAUCUGACAGAACUAAGUGUUCCUUCAUUUAAUGUGUGUCAUUUCUGUGUGCUCAUGUCCACACCAUCAUAGUCAGCAACACAUACCCAGUGGAUUAGGGUCAUCUAUAUACACCAGGUGGGUUAGGGUCAUACACACAUCAGAUGGAUUGUGACUGUACACACACCAGGUAGAUUAGGGUCAUAUACAUACUAGGUAGAUUAGGGUCAUACACUCUAGGUGGAUUAUUAUGAUACACACACCAGGUGGAUUAUGACUGUAGAUGGAUUAGGGUCAUGCACACACCAGUAGGAUUAGGGUCAUACACACACCAGGUGGAUUAUUAUUAUACACACCCCCGAUGGAUUAUGAUUAUACACACCAAGUAGAUUAUGAUUAUACACACACCAGGUGGAUUAUGAUUAUACACACACCAGGUGGAUUAUGGUUAUACACACACACCAGUUGGAUUGGGGCCAUGCACACACCAGGUGGAUUAUGACUGUACACAGAUGAGGUGGAUUAUGCCGUCCAUACAGCAGGUGAAUUAUGGUCUGGUGGACACAGAGCACCUGACCUGCUCUGACAGUGAGAGGCUGAUAUGUUCUUGUCAUGCCUGAUACUAAAAAAAGGUGCCAUUAUGGAGUCAGAGCUGCUGUCACAGAUAAUAAAGAGAAUGCCUCUAUGAGGUUUCACACAUAAACAGAAAAAUGAACUAUGUGUAACUCAUUGAACAGUCUGUAAAAUUUAGCAUUGAUUUAGUAAAGUGUAUAAUUGUUUAUGAAUCCCUUCAGAAAAGUAGAGUCUGUAGAUAAGAGCAGUGGGAAAAUGUAUUUUGCUAAAUUUAUACCGUUAUAAAUAAAGUCUGUUCACAUUUAAAUAGAGCUAUUUAUUUCUUAGAGAGGUCGCUUUAACCUGUACUUCCUCACUUUAUCCCAGUCCCAUGCCUGGACCUUGUCUCUGUCUUUAUGGAGAUGCAUUAUAAAUGGUAUAUUGGACUAGAAUUGACCAGGUGGGAUAUGUAUGUAAAUGUGCUUUGAAGAAAGCUCUUAUAUUUUACAAGGUGACGUGCACAGGACGUCCUGAGCUUCCCCUUGUGCUGAGGGCCUGUCCUGUGAAGAGGGUGAUCUCAUAAAACUGGACUCAGUGAGGCCAGUUAGGACCUGAUGUACCCUUCUGUGUGUACUGUAGCUCCUCAUGCAGGCAGUGUCUACAACACUUCACUUCUGUAACAUGGAAGAUACACUCCAUCAGAUCUGAAACGGAUUGGAAUUGCAACAGGGAUUACGGUUGACUGGUUCUGUCCAUUUGGUUCUUGAAUAUAUAUACAUCUUUUUUACAAAUUAAUGUGAAUAAUAAUGACAUUUUACACAAAACUGUAUGAAUCGUGAGAGAAAAGUAAUGAAACAAAUGUAAGCUACAUAACCUGUGUUCCAUUAGCAGAGUGUGUUUGACUUUGAGUUUCAGCAAUCACAACCUUUUUAUGUAAACCUUUUGAUUUCCAGCUUCUAUCCUCUGGCAGAAACCCUCUCAAACAAAAUGAUACAUACGUUGGUGCCAACCAGGGUUUUCUUUGUGGACAUGCAGAAUUUCUAUGAAUAUAGUUUUUGUAAGGUUUUGUAAAAAAAGAAAAACAACUUUGUUUUCCUAGUAAAUGUGUUAAGAGAACAUUAGAAUAAACAACAUCAGAGUGAAUCAUGGGGGAAUUCUAAAUACUACAGAAGACCUAUUAAAAUAUUUUCUUUUUAACACACUGUGA